UAUUUAAUUUGGAUCAUCGGACCAGUUUGAAAAUACAAUCAAAACUAAGCGACAUGUUGAUCAAAUCACAAACAACAAUUUAAACCUUUUGGAUAUAUGAUAAAUCUGAGAUAAACAGUUGUAUACACGCUACCACUGAGAAAAGGCAUAGCCAAUUCCGGUUGAUAAUUUUUGGACGUAUCAAAUUCUUGUUGUGAUUUACAUCACUUGCCGCCUUUUAAGCCCCAAAAUUAUGUGCAGUAGCACAGAAUCCACAAUCAAAUCUAGAUUUCAUAUAGAAUUGCUGGCUGACAGGAGUGUUGUCUUAGUGAAUGCGCGUGGUCAUGAAUCUGAAAUAUUUCUACCUGAUCUGCAAAACGGGCGAGUCUGUUUAAGGAAUGUCAUAUUUAGCCGCCAGCCCAAGCCAGAAGCAAGUGAGAUGAACUUUCUCUCAUGCUCGCCGAUCAAACGGUGCCACAGGAUGGGGAGCCACAAGCUGACCACUGCAACGGCGGGCUUGGCGCCAAACACUGCAAGAACUGAUAUUUCGAAACGACGCUUUGAACUUAAGCUUAUAUCGAAUGGAAAGGUGGUGCUGGUGGAAUGUAACGGCUGUGAAUCUGAGAUCUUUCUGCCUCAUAUUUGUAGCCGUUGCGUUGCCAUGAAGCGCAUCUCCGCUUACGAGCUGGCGCAAUGUGCAUCUCUCAAGUCGGGUAAAACAACGAAAUCCGUCAAAAAUUCGGCCGCUUCUAUUGCUGCUUCUUUGGCAACCCAGGCUAUUGGACUCUCCAACCUUUUGAUUAAUCCAUGUAAUUCAGUUAACACUGAUAAACAGAAAAGUGGACAGAGACCCCAGAAAGAGAAACAACUGACAAAAACCAAAAAGCUACAACAGAAAAGUCAAAAAAACGCCGCAAGCAGUAUUCAUAAGAAGCCAGAAACGUGUCAAAUUAAUUUAUUAAAGUCACCGUUCCGAACUCAAUAGAAAUUGUACGAGUUGACAAAUCAAACGGGUGCUAAACUUCAGUUGUCUUUCAUUAUAUUUUGAUGUAUAAAUAACAAUAACAUUUCCCAAUCCAGUAAUGUAAAAGUUUGUCUAUGAUAAAGUAAAAAUUUGGCUAAGCAAAUGAAUUUCAAAA
Messenger RNA from Drosophila hydei, 1118 nucleotides. RefSeq lists its product as uncharacterized. The transcript has a single exon. Lineage: Eukaryota; Metazoa; Arthropoda; Insecta; Diptera; Drosophilidae. The coding region runs from base 233 to 964 and encodes 243 amino acids. The record is from RefSeq and is a predicted model, not a curated record.